Molecule: messenger RNA, 1640 nt
Organism: Grammomys surdaster
Lineage: Eukaryota; Metazoa; Chordata; Mammalia; Rodentia; Muridae
Gene: Enosf1
Product: enolase superfamily member 1
Exons: 17
Coding region: 22-1371 (449 amino acids)
Biological process (GO): carbohydrate catabolic process
Molecular function (GO): hydro-lyase activity; magnesium ion binding
Source: RefSeq, a predicted model, not a curated record
CGGCUCCCGGGUGACUUCGAAAUGGCGCGCGGCAGGAUCUGCGGGCUGUCGGUCCGUAACCUGCGCUUUCCCACAUCGCUAGGCAGCCACGGCUUCGACGCCAAGCACACAGACCCUGACUGCUCAGCUGCCUAUGUUGUCAUAGAAACGGAUUCAGAAGAUAGAUUCAAGGGCUAUGGCAUUAUGCUCACUCUAGGGAAAGACCCAGAAGUUGUUGUCGGUGCUGUGAAUGCCCUUACCUACUACGUGCUUGACAAGGAUCUCAGGGAUAUUGUUGGUGACUUUAGAGGCUUCUGCCGAGAGCUCACAAGUGAUGAGCAGUUCAGACUGAUUGGUCCAGAGAAAGACGUAGUGGGUCUGGCCGUCACAGCCAUUCUGAAUGCUGUGUGGGACCUGUGGGCAAAGCAGGAAGGAAAGCCUUUAUGGAAGCUACUUGUGGACAUGGCUGAGGGCAUCGUGGGGCCAUCUGAAGAGAAGGGUAUGGAAAGGAUCCAGAGAUGCUGUUGUCCUGCAUUAAUUUCAGAAAUACUGCAGAAUGGUCAACAUGGUAAAAAAGAAAGAGAAAAACAAAUGCUGAGACAUGGCUACCCAGCCUAUACUACAUCCUGCGCCUCACUGGGGCAUUCAGACAGCACCCUGAAACAGCUCUUGAAAGCUGCACUAAACGAUGGCUGGACCAGGUUUAAAGUAAAAGUUGGGGCUGAUCUUCAGAAUGACACACGAAGAUGCCGCCUCAUCAGGGACAUGAUUGGACCAGAGAAGACUUUGAUGCUGGAUGCCAGCGAGCGUUGGGAUGUGCCUAAGGCACUGGCGUGGAUGUCAAAACUAGCUGAAUUCAAGCCACUGUGGAUUGAGAAGCCCACAUCCCAGAAUGACAUCACGGGCCAUGCAACCAUCUCUGAGGCACUGGCCCCAUUAGGAAUUGGCGUUGCCAUGGAAGAACAGUGCCACAACAGAAUGAUGAUUAAGCAACUCCUACACAAGAAGGCCCUGCAGUUUCUCCAGAUUGACAGCUGUAGACUGGGGAGCGUCAAUGAAAACCUCUCAGUACUACUGAUGGCCAAAAAGUUUGGAAUCCCUGUCUGCCCCCAUGCUGGUGGAGCUGGAUUCUGUGAGCUGGUACAACACUUGAUUAUAUUUGACUAUAUAUCAAUCUCUGCCAGCCUUCAAAACAGGAUGUGUGAAUACGUGGACCAUCUGCACGAACACUUCAAGUAUCCUGCGGUAAUCAAACAUGCUUCCUAUCUGCCUCCCAAGGAUGCAGGCUACUCAACAGAAAUGAAGGAAGAAUCUGUAAAGAAAUACCAAUACCCAGAUGGAGAAGUCUGGAGGAAACUCCUUGAAGCUCAAGAUUUAUGUGUUCAGAUCUAACACUUUUUUCCUGAAGUGAAAUGCCUUAAGUCAUACUCACCUCAGGAAUCAUCUGUGAUCAUCACAGUUGAUAGUUAACGAGUCAGUAUUCUACUUAAUUGUAAAGUGAAUUUACCUAACCCAAAGUGUUCUUUAAAAAUAUUUAUUAACUGUUAUACUUUGAAGAAUAAGCAAUAUAUUUCAGAGUUUGUUGUAAUAAUUCCUCAUUCUAACACUUGUUAUAAAUCAGAAUAAAACUGGUUCUGCACCGCUGUGAGCAACACAAAGGA